Herpailurus yagouaroundi (jaguarundi) is the source of this 2775-nucleotide messenger RNA. RefSeq names its product transmembrane protein 68 (gene TMEM68). Lineage: Eukaryota; Metazoa; Chordata; Mammalia; Carnivora; Felidae. Gene Ontology annotation, cellular component: membrane. The coding region runs from base 395 to 1321 and encodes 308 amino acids. The record is from RefSeq and is a predicted model, not a curated record. Gene Ontology annotation, molecular function: acyltransferase activity. The transcript has 8 exons.
UUGUCUUUUUCUUCACAGGUUGCUCGUGGGGGGAGAACGCUGGCCGCUGAAAUUUCUCCGCUUCCCUGGGUCGCUGAGCCACCGAAGGGCUCCCGCCGCUGCUCGAGGGUGAGGGCGAGCCGCCUCUGCACCUCCCGCCAGAGGCGCGUCGGUCCUCCUCUUGUCCUCCGUUUCCGGCGCGCGGCUCCGCAUCAGUCUCGCGGGGCUCUGAGCCGCCAGGACCGCGAGUCUCGUCUCGGUGAGGCAGUCCCGGAGUCCCCGGCGGUUCCCGCAGUACUCGAACAUAUACACUGAAGAUUGGGACAAGAUAUUUGCCUAAUUUCUGUGGCAAAAUUAAAGACCUACCAUGACAAUGAAGAAAGAGACUGAAUUUGUCAUUUUCACCUAAAGAAAGAUGAUAGACAGAAAUCAAACCUGCGGUAUAGGACAGGAUUCUGUGCCCUAUAUGACUUGUCUGAUUCACAUCCUCGAAGGAUGGUUUGGUGUGGAGCAGUUGGAGGACUAUUUGAAUUUUGCAAACUAUCUCUUGUGGGUUUUUACACCACUAAUACUUUUAAUACUUCCUUACUUUACUAUCUUUCUUCUCUAUCUUACUAUUAUUUUCUUACACAUUUAUAAGAGGAAGAAUGUAUUAAAAGAAGCCUACUCUCAUAAUUUAUGGGACGGUGCAAGGAAGACGGUGGCGACUCUCUGGGACGGACACGCAGCAGUUUGGCACGGUUAUGAAGUUCACGGGAUGGAAAAAAUACCAGAAGAAGGACCAGCACUUAUAAUUUUUUAUCAUGGAGCUAUUCCCAUAGAUUUUUACUACUUCAUGGCUAAAAUUUUUAUCCAUAAAGGCAGGACUUGCCGAGUAGUAGCCGAUCACUUUGUCUUUAAAAUCCCAGGGUUUAGUUUAUUACUUGAUGUAUUUUGUGCUCUACAUGGACCAAGAGAAAAAUGUGUUGAAAUUCUGAGGAGUGGUCACUUGUUAGCUAUUUCACCAGGUGGAGUUCGAGAAGCCCUAAUUAGCGAUGAAACCUACAACAUCAUUUGGGGUAAUCGUAAAGGCUUCGCUCAGGUUGCAAUUGAUGCAAAAGUGCCCAUUAUUCCUAUGUUUACACAAAAUAUUCGAGAAGGAUUUAGAUCACUUGGAGGAACAAGGUUAUUUAGAUGGCUUUAUGAAAAAUUCCGCUAUCCAUUUGCUCCGAUGUAUGGAGGUUUUCCUGUGAAAUUACGCACCUAUUUAGGUGAGCCUAUUCCUUAUGAUCCAAAGAUAACAGCAGAAGAAUUAGCUGAAAAGAUGGCUGGAGAUCCGAGGAUCCCCACCUUACGCCAAUGAUUUUGCAAAACCAGCCAAAACAUCUCUUCACCGUGAAGGACCCUGAUCAAGAAGCGGAAGUCGUCGUCAUUUGAAAUCAUUUUCUUCGAAACGUAGUCCGGUAACCCAAGUCCUGUAUCAUUCUAAUUUACGAAAAAUGGGAGAAAACUAAAUGUAUUCGUAUUCGACUGAUAAGAAAUUGAACUGUUCUGUGAAAACUACGGGCAAAUACGCACAAAAAUGGAAGACUAGAGAAAGCCACGCUGAGGUGCUAAGAUGAGGUGCCUCUGCAUUUAGAUAAAGUCCUGUGUUGUUGACAGGGAUCUGUCUCCACCCACCACUUGUUUGUAGCCAUACAAGGUUUUUUGUUUCUUUUAGUUUCUCUGCACCUUGCCCCCCCUUUCUCCUCUGCUUAACUGUACAAUGCCCUCAAUUCUUCUUGCUUUCCUUGGACGACUCUUGUCCAGCUAAAAUGGCACAUCCGUUUUGGUCUUCUCUGUCCCCUUGCAAGUUGGGCUGCCGUAGGUUUCCUUUGUCACAUUUGUAGUUUCUUAACGUAUAUGAUCUACCAGAAGCAUUAGAGCACUGUAGUUAAGCGCUUGGGUUCCAGAGGCAACCAAACUGGGUUUGAAUGUUGCCUCUUUCGCUUCUUGUCUAUGAUAGCUUGGGCAACUCACGUGACCUCUUUGAGAAAAACAAAAACAAAAACAAAAACAACCCCAGAAAACACACAAACAGAAAACCCAGAUGUAGCUCACUUGGCACAGUCCUGGUAUACGCAACUGGAUACAUGUCAUGUAUUGUUAGUCAGCAAUGGUUUGUAUCAUUGACCACUGUGUCCUUGGUUCCUUCCAGAACUCUUGCCAUGUGAUACAUAGUUACUGAAUAAACCACAAAGUGUAUGAAAAGAUAAAAACAUUUUCUUGCGAUGAAGUCGCUAGAGUUCAUAGAAUAGAAGGGGUUUAAUUGAUGUAUAAAAAUGCGCCGAUGUAUUUAAAUCCCAAGCAACAAGUCCCACUAGCUAGGAAAUUAGAAUCUGUUCAAAAAUGUUUUUCUCUACUGGUAAAUCAAAAGAAUUUGAUUCCCCUAAAGAUCAGCUUUCAGGACAACACUAUGCCUAGAAUGUAGACAUAACAAAGAGAUCCCUUCUGUAAAAUGUAUUGUAUUGAGUUUUCUGCAAAUUGAAUCUAGGAAUUGUUCAUUUUUAUUGAUCACUGCCAGCAUGAGAUGCUACAAUGAGGUCUCUUAAGUGUUCCAUGACACAAUUAAAUAGAUUUUGUGAAAUCUGUGUGCAAUAACUUUUGGAAAUGAACAGUUGUAUUUCCUGUGUGUUUAAGACUGAAAAAGACUAAUUGGUCUUACAUGUAGGCAAGCAUGGUAUUAAGUUUCUUGAGAUUUGGGGUUAUAAAGCACUAUACUAGGCUAGACAGGGACGUUGUGAAUCCCAGCGAAUGUCUUGUUUUUUGUUUUUUUUU